This is a messenger RNA of Linum tenue, 3048 nucleotides long. The record is from the annotation of a GenBank genome assembly. NCBI's taxonomy places the organism in Eukaryota, Viridiplantae, Streptophyta, Magnoliopsida, Malpighiales, Linaceae.
AUGAGAAUUUGGAAGCUUCCUACCAUUCCCUUGUUACUUGACGGCUUCAUAGUCGUGUUCCUGCUCCUGAACUCCUCACUGCAAACAAAUGGUUCAGGCAACAACAAUGAGACAGACCGACUUGCUCUGCUGGAGUUCAAAAAUAGGAUCAGCAGUGAUCCAGAUGGAGCUCUGAAAUCUUGGAACGAUUCCGACCAUUUCUGCAAUUGGUUUGGUGUUGCGUGUGAUCUGCUUCCUAGCCAGCGAGUCACGUCGCUUGAUCUCCAUGGCCAAAAUCUGGUGGGUACUCUGUCUCCGCACGUCGCCAACCUUACUUCUCUUAGAUACAUCAACCUCACGGAGAACAGUUUUCGUGGUGAGAUUCCACAAACACUUGGAAACUUGCUUCAACUCCAGUGCCUCGACCUCAGAUUCAACUCAUUUGAAGGCGAGAUUCCAACCAACCUGACUCGUUGCAGCCAGCUGAAGUACUUGUUGUUGGAAGCGAAUAACUUAUGGGGGAGCAUCCCGGCAGAGAUUGGUUCGUUAUCAAAGCUUGAGUUCCUCAGAGUUGGAAACAACAACCUAACAGGAUGGCUCCCGCCUUCCUUGGGGAACCUCUCGUUGCUCGUCAACUUUGGUGCUACAUAUAACAACUUGACCGGAACCAUUCCAGAAAGCUUCGGCCUGCUAUCAAGGUUAGCUUCAAUUAAUCUUGGAUGCAAUCAGCUCUUUGGUUCAGUCCCCCUGUCCUUGUUUAAUAUUUCAUCAAUCAAAAGCUUUGCAAUUGCGUGGAACCAUUUGCGUGGUCGCUUGCCGGAGAGCAUGGACCACACCAUGCCCAACCUGCAACAAUUCGCUAUUUCCAGAAAUGAAUUCUUCGCAACCAUCCCUGACUCAAUCUGCAAUGUCUCUCGGCUAAAACUGGUGAAUAUGAACCGAAACGACUUUGUAGGGAAGGUUCCUACUUGUCUCGGGAAGCUUACUGGUCUUACUACGCUAGACAUGGCUAAAAAUAAUCUUGGAAGCAAUUCAACGGGUGACUUUGCAUUUCUAGAGUCAUUGAGCAAUUGCAGUCAACUGAAGCGAGUGGGUAUUAGCAGUAAUAAUUUUGGCGGCCCAUUACCAGAAUUUCUGGGGAAUCUGUCAACCAUGCUCACCGCACUGUAUAUUGGGGACAAUCAAGUCACUGGAGUUAUCCCUGCAGGGUUGGUGAAUCUCUUCAACCUGGCGGAUCUGGAGCUUUCCUAUAACUACUUGACAAGCAUCAUCCCUAAUAUUGGCCAGAUUUCUAAUCUGCAGAGACUGUCAUUGAAUGGUAAUCAAUUCUUAGGUCAGAUUCCAUCCUCUAUAGGCAAUCUCAGUCGGUUGUCUGAACUGCAUAUAUCACAGAACAAACUGCAAGGCAACAUUCCACCAAGUAUUGGGAAUUGUCUUCAAUUGAGCACCUUGGAUAUUUCAGAAAAUAGAAUCAUGGGAGCUAUACCUGGAGAGUUAAUGAGCCUUUCUUCAUUGUCCAUAUUGUUGAACCUGUCAAACAACUUGCUCACAGGCAACCUGCCUGCAGAAAUUGGGAAGUUGAAAAAUGUGAAUAAGUUAGAUAUCUCUAAUAAUCAGUUGAAAGGGGAAAUUCCUAGCACCAUCGGCAGUUGCUCAAGUCUGGAAUACCUUUAUAUGCAGGGGAAUUCUUUCGACGCGGUUAUUCCUCCAGCUUUGUCGUCUCUGAAAGGGCUUCAGGAAUUGGAUCUUUCACGAAACAACUUAGAGGGAGAAAUCCCAGAAGGUCUCCUACAAAUCCGCCUACAGUCUUUGAAUCUUUCUUUCAACAAUCUGAGAGGUGAAGUGCCAUCUAAGGGGGCUAUUGCCCAUGCAUGCAUUGUGUCAUUGUCGGGCAAUCCCAUGCUUUGUGGUGGUACUCCAGAGUUCCAUUUGCCUAAAUGCCCAAAUAAAACCACCAAGAAUAGAAGGCCUCCAAAGUUGAAGUUAACAGUCAUCACUGUUAGUACAUCUCUAUCUGCACUUGUACUGGUAAUGAUAGGCCUUCUACUAAGUGGCAAGACGAGAAGAUCUAACAAGCAUAUCCAUCGAGGAGAAGAUCUACUGGUGGACGACUUUGUGAAGCUUUCCUACACAGCCAUUCAUGAGGCAACCAAUGGAUACAGUCUUGAAACUUUAAUCGGGUCUGGUGGUAUCAGCACAGUCUACAAAGGAAAACUGGAGCAAAUGAGAGCACCAGUAGCCAUCAAAGUAUUCAACCUGCAACAAAAGAAAGCAUAUAAGAGAUUAGUGGUGGAAUGCAAGAUAAUGCGAAAUAUCCGGCAUCGAAAUCUCGUGAAGAUUCUAUCUUACUGCUCUAGCACAGACAACCGAGGCAACGCAUUUGGAGCUCUAGUUUAUGAAUUUGUGGACAAUGGGAGCCUCGACAAAUGGCUGCAUUGCAGUAAUGAUGGCACCAAGACGACAUAUCACCAUCUCAGUCUUCUCCAAAGACUCAACAUUGCUAGAGAUGUGGCAGCCGCAUUGUACUAUCUUCACGAUCUUAGCGGAAUGUCAAUCGUUCAUUGCAGUUUAAAGCCAAGCAACGUGCUCCUAGACCAUGACAUGGUAGCUCAUGUGAGUGAUUUGGGUCUAGGGAGAAUCCUCUCAUCACCAUGUCAAACAAACACAGCAAGCACAAUUGGACUAAGCGGGAUGGUAGGCUAUGCGGCACCAGAAUAUGGGACGGGCUCCACGGCAUCGAAGGAAGGGGACGUGUACAGCUACGGAAUCCUUCUGCUGGAAAUCCUAUCUGGGAAAAGACCAACGGACGAAAUGUUCAAGGAUGGUGUGAAUAUACGCGACUCUUGCAAGGCCGCAUUGCCAUCCAAACUUUCAAUGCUAAUAGAUUCAUCAAUGCUGGUAUCUGGAAAAACUUACGGAAUUGACAAGAAGGUGGAAGAGUGUUUGAUUUCCUUGCUUGAACUGGGAGUGAAGUGCUCAGCUGAUGCGCCGAAAGAACGGAUGAAAAUGGCGGAAGUUACCAGAAAGCUCCACACUAUCAGAAGUACCUUUCUAGCAACCUCUGUCUGA